UUCAGAUAUUCCUGGAAUGUGUCCCAGGUUUGAAAACCAUGGAGUCGUACACUGUGGCUGGCAAGCAGCCUGGGGUGGAGCUUUCAUUGUGACAUCAUGUGAGGGAGAGGAGAGGAGAGGUAUAAGAGAGUGACAGAGCUCAGACACCUGCACACAAACAGCAGCAGCACAUUAGAAACACAGCUGUACGGAUAAUAAUCUCUGCUAUCAACUAUGUCUACUUACGCCAACGUUCUUCUUCUCAUCACUCUUUGGGCUUCAAUGGAAGAUGGUUUGGGUCUUCCCGUGAUGAAGCAGCUGGAAGUGGAGGCCGGUGACGGAGUCCCAACACAGAGAGUGAGGACCAAGCGCUGCGCCUGCAGCAGCCUGCUGGACUCCGAGUGCCACUACUUCUGCCACCUGGAUAUCAUCUGGGUCAACACGCCCAGCAAGACAACAGUUUAUGGUUUGGGCAGCGCUCUGUCCCGACGCAAAAGGUCUACUGGCCGCUGCACCUGUGCCGGCCCUGAUAAUCAAACCUGCAGCAACUUCUGCCAUCGCAGUCCUGAUAUUACGUCCCUAAAGAGAUCUGUAAAGAGACCUCAUAUCAACAUACUCAGAAUCCUCAGAGCUGCAGCCAGCAGGUCCAAGAGAGCUCAGGAUUCAGCUGGUUCAGACAGAGAUGAGUCCCCUCAGUGGCAGAACACUCGCUAAAAAAUGUGCCAGCUGAGGCAGCGCGAGUGAGAGAAAGAGAGCAGCGAGCACCUGAACAAAUGAAACUCCUUUGAUAGAAUAACAAAGGGCUGCUGAAAGAUGGUGUCCAAUGCAGGAAGGCCCGAAGAGCCACAAAGAUGUCUGUUUGUACCCGGGAAUAAAGGGUGGAAAACGUGACAGACUUCUGCAAACACGUCAGGGAAACAGAUGUGGAGGAUCAGUAGUGAGAGGAGCUACUAUCGUGAUGAGAUAAGAGAGCGCUGUGCCUGUGGUCAUGUUUGACUCUGGCCGUCAGAGCGGCUGUCUGUCUGUCUGUCUGUGUACAGACAGGCCAGCACUGACAUAGAAGGAUGUAACAUGCAUACUGUACAUUCAUGUUCAGAAAUUUCUGGCAUAGGCCUACAUGUUUUUACAUGUUUGUAAAAUGCAUUUAUUUUUUCAUUUUACAAUUUCGAAAAUCUUACUUUUGUUAUGAGUGACUUUGGGGAUACAUGUUGGAAGAAAAUUAUGCAGAAUACUGAAUUUUAUAUUUCUGUAUUAAGGAUUAUUGUGUGCAAAAGUGUAAAUCAAAUAAUUUUAAUCAAGCCUGUAUCGUUCUUAAAAUCUUACCGUCAAAGGUUUUGAAUAUGAAGGUAAAUCUAAAUUUAAAGUAACCCCUAUUAUAUUUUUGUCUUAUUUUCUAAAGUAUUGCCUUCUCUGUUUUAUUUAGGAAGGCACACUGUGUACUGUACUGUCAUUACCGUAAAAACAAAAUAAAAA
Messenger RNA from Cottoperca gobio, 1452 nucleotides. RefSeq names its product endothelin-2. Lineage: Eukaryota; Metazoa; Chordata; Actinopteri; Perciformes; Bovichtidae. Gene Ontology annotation, cellular component: extracellular region. The transcript is spliced from 5 exons. The record is from RefSeq and is a predicted model, not a curated record. Gene Ontology annotation, biological process: regulation of vasoconstriction; regulation of systemic arterial blood pressure by endothelin; intracellular calcium ion homeostasis. Bases 214 to 693 code for a protein of 159 amino acids. Gene Ontology annotation, molecular function: endothelin B receptor binding; hormone activity.